GAAGAUGGACACGUGACAGUCCCAGGGACCGCUGCACGGACUUCGUUUCCUUAGACAAGACACAGUGUAGGGCCCGGCCCAUGUUGGGCCCAGGACUCCUUUGGAAUACAGUGUGGACAAUGAAUCCCGUGGGCGAUGGGGGCACAUCAGAGAGCAUUUUUGACCUGGACUAUGCAUCCUGGGGGAUCCGCUCCACGCUGAUGGUCGCUGGCUUUGUCUUCUACCUGGGCGUCUUCGUGGUCUGCCACCAGCUGUCCUCCUCCAUGAAUGCCACGUACCGUUCUCUGGUGGCCAGAGAGAAGGUCUUCUGGGACCUGGCGGCCACGCGUGCAGUCUUUGGUGUUCAGAGCACAACCGCGGGCCUGUGGGCUCUGCUGGGGGACCCUGUGCUUCACGCUGACAGGGCACGUGGCCAGCAGAACUGGUGCUGGUUUCACAUCACAACAGCAACGGGAUUCUUUUUCUUUGAAAAUGUCGCCGUCCACCUGUCCAACGUGGCCUUCCGGACAUUUGACUUAUUUCUGGUUGUCCACCAUCUCUUUGCCUUUCUUGGGUUUCUUGGCUGCUUGGUCAAUCUCCGAGCUGGCCACUAUCUAGCUAUGACCACAUUGCUCCUGGAGAUGAGCACGCCCUUUACCUGCAUUUCCUGGAUGCUCUUAAAGGCGGGCUGGUCCGAGUCUCUGUUCUGGAAGCUCAACCAGUGGCUGAUGAUCCACAUGUUUCACUGCCGCAUGGUCCUGACCUACCACAUGUGGUGGGUGUGUUUCUGGCACUGGGAUGGCCUGGUCAGCAGCCUGUAUCUGCCUCAUUUGGCACUCUUCCUUGUCGGACUGGCGCUGCUCACACUGAUCAUCAAUCCAUACUGGACCCACAAGAAGACUCAGCAGCUUCUCAGUCCGGUGGACUGGAACUUCGCACAGCCAGAGGCCAAGAGCAGGCCAGAAGGCAACGGGCAGCUGCUGCAGAAGAAGAGGCCCUAGCUGCUCCGGCCGGGGCUCCUGGGCACCAGCGGAUCCGGUACGCCGAUCCUGGGAAGCUCCGUGAAUAAUGGCUUUUGAAUUAAUGCGGCAGCGAAUGUUUUGUGUUUAGUUCUGAGGGCAAUACUAACUUUAUUUCUCAUUAGUAUUAAUUUUGAAGUAGCUACAAAGUAUUUUUAAGAAAUUAUAAUUUUGUGAAUGUCC
This is a messenger RNA of Mandrillus leucophaeus (drill), 1181 nucleotides long. RefSeq names its product ceroid-lipofuscinosis, neuronal 8 (epilepsy, progressive with mental retardation) (gene CLN8). Gene Ontology annotation, cellular component: endoplasmic reticulum; membrane. The coding region runs from base 81 to 980 and encodes 299 amino acids. The record is from RefSeq and is a predicted model, not a curated record. The transcript has 2 exons. NCBI's taxonomy places the organism in Eukaryota, Metazoa, Chordata, Mammalia, Primates, Cercopithecidae. Gene Ontology annotation, biological process: lipid homeostasis.